AUGUUUAUGAAAUCAAAUUAAAAUUUAUAAUUUAUGUUAAAAAUAAUUUAUAUUACUCAUUAUAUUAAAAAUGAAUCGAUCUUUUUUUUAAAAAGAAAUAGGUUAAGUUUAGGAAAGUAAUACAUAAAGAUCUUUGUUUGUUGAGAUGUGACCUUAAAUUUUAAAAGUUUUCUAGAUAUCUUGUCUGUCUGUCGCCAUGAGACGAUUACCUCUACUAAAACUUUUCAUUCUAAUAUUUUUAUGUGUAACAAUUUUAUACAUUUAUUCCUCUCGCAAUCAUAAGAAUAGCAAAAAUAAAACCGAACUGGUAAAAUCUGGACAUAUAAUUGAUAUUAACCAGGAGAAGCCAUUUAUAGAUAGGAUUGUAAUAUCAUUUGUAGUUUGUGACUCUAGGUUUAAUGAGUCUUUAAAUGUUAUCAAAUCUGUCUUGCUUUUUACAAAGACUCCUGUUUACUUUGUUAUAUUCACUGACAAUAAAUUAAGAUUACAAUUCAAUGAUACCCUCAACAAAUGGAAGGCAAUGGUUGAUAACCAGUUUGAUUUUGAAUUACAAAGGAUCAAAUUCCCUGAAGCACAUGAAAAGGAUUGGAUGAAUUUGUUCAGUAAAUGUGCAGCUCAACGAUUAUUUAUUCCUAAAUUACUCCCACAUAUCGACUCUAUGAUAUAUGUGGACACAGAUACCUUAUUUUUAGGACCGGCUGAUGAUCUUUGGAAAACUUUUAAAAAGUUUAACAAUUCACAAAUAUCAGCUAUGACUCUGGAAGAUGAUAAUCCUAAUGUCUCAUGGUACCCUAGAUUUGCCAAGCAUCCCUUUUAUGGAAAAUAUGGUUUAAAUUCUGGAGUGAUGCUUAUGAAUUUAACAAGAAUGAGAGAUUUUGGAUGGGUUGAUUAUGUGACACCAAUUAUGUUGAAGUGGAAACUGUACAUACCCUGGGGAGACCAGGAUAUUAUAAACAUAAUAUUUCAUUACCAUGAAAGAGCCGUAUAUAUAUUGUCCUGUCGUUAUAAUUAUCGCUCGGAUCAGUGCAUGUAUGGAGAUGCUUGCGCCGAUGCAACAGAACAUGGUGUAUUUGUACUACAUGGCAGCCGGAGAGCUUUUCACAACCACAAACAACCAGCUUUUGAGGCAAUUUACAGAGCCAUCGAUGAGUACAACAUUGGAAGUGAUCCAAUGAAAAUGUUGGAAAAUAUAGACAAAUAUUUAAUGGAAGCUCCACAAUCGCACUGCGGUAAUUUAAAAGACGCAUUUCUUAAAAUACCUCUACAAACAUUAAUAAGGAAACACUCGAGACCUGAUAGAUAAUAGAAAUAUUGUUAGCAUAACAAUAUUACUCGAUGUUUAUUAUAUUAAAUACGAAUAUAGAGACAUUAUUCGAUUUAGUGUUAGAAUUUGGCCCACGUACACUAAUGUGCAUCAAAAUAUUGGUCAGCUAUAAAAUGGUCGACCGAAUCUACCAAUCGCGUUACAAAAUAUAAGAAUCUGUUAAUUUAAACAAUAGUCAACAAAAAAUAAUUUACCAAAUAUUAGAUUGUAAUAGUUUUACUAUGUCAUAUCUCUUACACUAGUAAGUUAUAAAGGAGGAAUUAUGUUAAAUGCAUUUAUUUAUUACUCGUUUAUAUGGUUAAAAUCAUAAAUCUCACAAUAUUAUUAUUCUGUAUUUAAUUUAUUUAAUUUACCAAAAUAAAUACAAAAUAUUUGUACCAUAUAACUAUAGCAUGUAAAAUCGAAAUUAUCAAAGCUAUAAAAUAAUAAAUAAUUAAAAAAAAAAAAGAAUUGGAGUAAAUUUGUACAUCUGGUCUAGAGGCUAUAUCGUUAGUUAUACUCUUGUACUCUUUUUCUCUUGUUUUGUACUUUGAUACUCUGUUCCACUCACUCGUAUUGCCAACAAUAUCCGCUCAGCUAAUGAAGUGCGUUGCAUGUACCGGAUUCGUUUCACAUUUUACUUAAACUGUACCGCAUUACAAACAUGUUAAGAACUUAACCUAAAACAUAAAUACCAAUUACUUUUUUACGUUAUAGUUAAAAAUAUGUUUGUCAAAUAUAGAAAUAUGUUAAAAGUUAUUAUUUUGGCCACUCAAUGCUUUCUUAACCUUUGAAAUAAUUUUCGGUAAGUUGUUACAAACAUAUAUAUAUUUAUUAGAUUUAAUUUAAGGUCUCGACCAAUUAUAAUGUUGUUUAUUUGUCUUAACUCCUCCUAAUGUUGAAAUGGGCUAUACUUGACAUGAUACAGCGAAAGGCAAAUAUUGCUCUAAGUAAUAAAUGAAAAGUAGGAUAAACUAUAAAUUUCAUCAAAUAUCGUAAAAGUUACCUUUUUAACAGGAAUUAUAGAUUGUUUAUAAUAAUAUUGUCAAGUUUUUAUAUGUUAUUAUAUAUUUUUGUUUUUUCAUCAUGAACUGGUUAAUGAAUUUUUAUACCUAUUUUUCCUUAGUGGCUGUUUGAAGAACACCUCCAUGUACGAAUUUGUUAAAAAAUCUAAAACAUUUUUAAAAAAAAUUGUUCAGAUUUUUAAUGUUGGGACUACCUACAAAUUUAAUGAGGUAGAAUAGAAUGAUAAAAGAUUUGAUUACAUGUCUAUUUUUAUUAUUAUUAUUAUUAUUAGUAAGAACUUCCGAAGUAAAAACAAAACAUUUGGUUGUAUUUUCAACGAAAGCAUGAAAACACACACCUUAUGCUCUUUUUAUAAUUAUUAAUUACCCUGUAGCUUAUAAUUUUGCAUACGCAGCAGUUCUGCGACUUGCCGCUAGGGCAUCCCAUCAUUGCCAAAAUAAUAAAAACGGUCGAAAUAUUUAUUUUCAAAUGUUUUUCUUACACUCAAAUCUACUUAGUUAGUAAUGAAAUAUGUUUUAGUAACAGUCAAAACGGCUGGAUAGAGUUGAUGUCUCUUAAUUUCACAAUAUUGUUUAAUUUUAAUGUACAGAUUUGUGUUGUAAAAAUAUAAUGCUCUGAAAAUUAUUUAAAUGUAAAAAAUAUCCUUAUAUACCAUGACCUCGGCCCAUGCAGGGAUUGUACACGCAUGUUUAUUUGUUUUAGAUUAUCUAUUAGUUAUUACAAUAGCACACCACAAAUUUUAUACAAUGGCGUUUAAACUUAAGGUUCCAUAGAAUCUCAGCUAAGUAGAAUUAAUAAUAAUUUGUUUUCAUAUUUUACAUCCUACCUUGUUGCGUUAAAUACUAAAUUAGAAAUAGUUUAUGAUUGAUAGAAGGGUGCACAAGUUUUAAUUCCAUUUUGAUUUGUUAAUAAUUCAGUUUACUUUCGUUUGUUUUAUAUUCUACGCUGAUCUAAGUAUUAUUAUUACUGUAAUCUGCCUCAUUUUUAAUAUACAUAUUUGAAAUUAUUUUUGAUAAUGUAAAAUAUUGUCAAUAAAGUUUAUUUCUUUUUAAA
This is a messenger RNA of Nymphalis io (European peacock), 3382 nucleotides long. It is a transcript of the gene shams, whose product is annotated as glucoside xylosyltransferase 1. Gene Ontology annotation, molecular function: UDP-xylosyltransferase activity. The transcript is spliced from 6 exons. NCBI's taxonomy places the organism in Eukaryota, Metazoa, Arthropoda, Insecta, Lepidoptera, Nymphalidae. Bases 197 to 1303 code for a protein of 368 amino acids. The record is from RefSeq and is a predicted model, not a curated record. Gene Ontology annotation, biological process: protein O-linked glycosylation via N-acetylgalactosamine.